GAAUGAACAAUUCUCGAUUUGAAACAAGUCGAUAACAACUCGAUCGGUGAGAACAAUCAAAAGGCAUCUCAAAUCGGUGGAUUUUAAGUCGGGGUUGGGGUCGGGUUCGGGGUCGGAGUCAAGUUCCUUGCUUGCGACGUGCGCCGUAACCGUUGCGCCGUGUAACCUUCUGUCAGCCGUCGUCGGCAGAGAGCGAGUACUCAGUGAUUAGAGGAAAGAUGGCUACGAACUUUGGCGUAGAGUGCCAGUACUUUUACGAAGAUGUUGUCUAUCGUGUGGAUAAGAAAGGAAACGUUGUGUUUGGAAUCGUUAUGGAAAAUGACGAUCAGGAUUUAUCCGAAGAAAGUUCUGACAGCGAAGAGAGCCCGAAAAGAAAAAAGGGCGAGAUUCGCGUGGUCUGGCAUCCCUCCGGUGUCGAGGAAUUGGUCAGCUCAAAGAAGGUACAUUUAGCAGACAGAACACUUAUGCCAGGAGAUGUUGUACGUCGAAUGAUUAAAGGAAAGGAUACACAAAGAGGAUAUUGUAGGGAUAUUGAGCUUACUGCCUGUGUUCAAGUGAUUGGUACUAAACAAGUCCUUACCAAUAUUAGGAGUGAAGAUUUAGUUCCUUUGGAAGAAUUUGCAACAGAUAUAGCUGUUUGUAUGGAUUCAUGGGUUGGUGGUAUAAAAAUGGCAAAUUUUAAAUUAUGGCUUACUACACCUGAUGGAUCUCGUUGCGUUAUAAAUGAAACAGAUUCUCGUGUCUUAGGACAAUUAGAGGAGAGACGUGACAAUGACAAUGAUUUUCCUCAUUCUUCUGAAUUUUAUCCUGGUCAAAGUUUAUGGGGACCAGUUCACUGCCUAGAAGAUGCACAAUGGAUUACAUGUACAAAAGAAAUGAAAGCAAAGAGAAAAUCUAAGCCACAGAAAUUAACAAAAGUAAUUGUAGAAAAGGUAGAAACAGAUUGGGUAGGAGUGCAUUGGCAGUGUAGAGCAUAUUCAAAGGAUGGUGCUUGGUCAGAUCAAGCUCAGCCAAAAUUUGUAGUUCAAGGAGAAAAUUUGAAAAAAUUAAAAUUAUUGAAUGUUUUUGAACCAUCUACUGUGCAAGUAGGGGAUCGAAAUUUCUAUGUGAUUAAAGGUGAUGAAAAUGUCAUUACAAGAGAACAAUGGAGAAAGCAACAAAGAGACAUUUUUCAAGUUCCUAAACAUAGUCCAAAGAAAACACGUCCAAAUAUCAGUGUUACAAAGCCAGCUGAAGAUAAAAAGAAAGAAAAAGACAAAGAUAAAGUUAAUGAACAACAAACAGAAGAAAAUGCUCAUAAUAAUAUUAAUAAUUUACAAAAUAUAACAAGCAAUAAUACCUUAAUGCCUCCAGUACAAAAUCAGAAUACUGAAAGUUCAGAUGAUUGGGAUACAGAAGAUACUGGAUCGCAAAGCGAUAGUGCUUCAGUAUCCAGUGGAUGUUCUAGUAUGUCAUCUAUGGGUAAAAAGAAAAAGGGUCCAGCUUUAAUGACAAAGGUAUUAAAGAAGAAGAAGCUUUGUAAAGCAAGAAAAAAAGUUCCACCAGUCCCACUAAUUGCAGGAACUAAAAUUGUUGUUGAAACAUUAUCUACAAGUACAAAAGCUAAUGUUGUAUGGCAAGAUGGUUCAGUAGAAUUUGGUAUUCCAUCAACACAACUUUAUCCAAUUCAUCAUUUAGAUGAUAAAGAAUUCUUCCCAGGUGAUUUUGUAGUUGAUCAAAAAGAAGAAUCUAGAAUGUAUGGUGUAGUUCAAAGUGUUGACCAUCAAGGUAGAACAGCUAAAAUAAAAUGGUUUAAAACAUACACUUCUACUCAAAGUCCCCAACCAACUUUACUAGAAGAACGUGAAGUUAGUGUAUAUGAUUUAAAAGAUCAUCCAGAUUUUCAAUAUAGACCAGGUACAUUAGUAAUUCGAAUAGCUAAUUUUGAAGGUGAAGAUGCUGGUUGUACUGCUGGUCAAGUUCUAGAUAAUUAUCCAGAAGGACGAGUUAAAGUGUGGUGGGUUGAUGGACAUGUAAGUAUGUGUUGGCCUCAAGAUUUGUAUAAAGUAGGUGAAUAUGAUAGUGACGAAGGAGAACUAUGGGACGAUGUAUCAUCUGACGCAUCAUGGGAAACAGAAUUGGAAGACUGCUUUAUCGCUGAUACAGAUGGUACAGAACAAACAGAAUUAGAAAAUAUAAAACCAAAAUUGGCCGCACACAUCGAAAAAGCUCGCAUUGCAAUGUCUAGAUUGGAAGAAAUUUUUACUCAAAAUCCUUCACUUCAAACAACUGAAGUUAUGAGAAAAUUAUUAGAAGUUUAUAAAGAUUGUCGAUACAUGGAUAAACUUAUGGGUACUUCUUUCUUUCACGAAUGUCAUUUUCAAGGACUUCUGGAAAGAGUUCGAGAACGUGGUCGAGCAAAUGUAGCACAACGCAUGGCGGAUCAAGUAACAAGAUUAUUUACACAUAAAUCUGAUGGAUCGGAAGAAAAUAUAGAUAAAAACAGUACAGAAAAUUCUAAUAAUAUAGUACAAUCAGGAAGUAAUCUUUGUGAAAAAAUUAUUACUACUGUAACAGACAUGACAGAAUCUACGGAAAAUAAAAACGACGAAAUUACCAAUAAAAAAAAUAUAAAAGAUGAAGAAUCAAUUGAUCGUUUAUUUAUUAACGUUAAUCCUAAUCCUGAGGAUUCUGGAUUAUAUUCUGCAGAAAAUUCAAAGAAAGAAUCGGGUUCUAGUGAAUCAAGUGGAGAAUUUCUACUUAGCGAGGAUGUAAAUAAUGUACCUGAUCGUUCAGUAGAAAAAUCAGAAACGAGUAAAAUUUCCAAGUCUCAAAUGCAUAUAACGAGUUCUCAUGUAGCUAGUUCUCAAGUUUGUGUUAAAUUAUGUACUCUAAUAAAAGCACAACUCGUAUUGGCGCAUGCAGAAGUUUCUAGACGAUUUGGAUUAUCAAAGAUGUCAUUAUCUGAUGCUGAAAAGGGGUCGUCACCUCUGAAAAAACAAAAGAAAGAAGAAGAAAAACGUAUAGAAUUGUUACAAGAACCAUCAGAAUGUUCCAUAGAAAUCCCACCACCAGUAUAUGCAGAAGGGGAAGGAUUUUCUAUAGAAGAGACUGCACCAGAUAGUCAUAAAUUUAAAUUAACAAUGUUUCAGCCUACAGAUCCUACAAACUUUUUCAGAACUGUUUCUAAAGAAUUAAAGCUUUUGAAGAGUUCUCUUCCACCUGGUAUAUGGGUAAAAGGAUUUGAAGAUAGAAUAGACUUGUAUUCUGUAAUGUUUCGUGGACCUGAGAAAACACCAUAUGAAGAUGGUCUUUUUCUUUUUGAUUUUCAAUUAUCCGCUGAUUAUCCUGCUGCUCCACCACUUUGCCAUUAUAUUUCUUACUGUAAUGAUAGGUUAAAUCCUAAUCUAUACGAAGAUGGUAAAGUAUGCGUAAGUUUACUCGGAACUUGGUCUGGUCGUGGAACAGAAGUAUGGACAAGUUCUUCAACUUUAUUGCAAGUUAUAGUCUCAAUUCAAGGCCUUAUUCUCGUACCCGAACCAUAUUUUAAUGAAGCUGGAUUUGACAAACAAAAAGGUUCUCAACAAGGAAAAGAAAAUUCAAGAAUGUAUAAUGAAAUGGUUGUAUUGAAAUUGGUUCAAGCUCAAACUAAAUUAUUACAACAUCCACCUCCUGUAUUUAAAGAUAUUAUCAUUGAACAUUUCAAGAGACAUGCAAAGAAAUUACUGCAACGUUUAGAAUUGUGGAUGGAAAUUUCUGAACAACAUAAUAAUCAACAUCCAUUAUCUCCAGUAACACCUACUACUUUUAAACAAAUAUCUGAUGUUGAUAACAAAAUUUUACCAGAAUUUCCAUUAAUACCAGCAUCCAGAGGUUUCUGUAUAACACUCCGUAAAACUUUAGCUACAUUUAAAGAAGUAUUGAUUAAUGAAAAUAUUAUAGAAAGAAACAGCGAUAUAUAUGGUUGCGAAAAUUUGAAAGAACAAACAAAGAAUGAAAAUUAUGAAGCAAAUAAAAUUGCUGAUAAUAACAUAAUGGAACAUAGUAGUAAAAAAAGAAAUGAAGAAAACAAAUUAACUCCAAACGGUAAUCUAUCGAAGGACCGUAUUUCAUCUUCCUCGACGAAUAUUUGUUCUACGCCAUUAAGUGAAACGAAGAAAACUACGUCGGAUCAUACUAUCAGCUAGCCACAAGAAAUGCCGCUGUCAUUGCUCCGCAGCUAGAGAUACGUAACGUAAUAAAUGCGAUCAGAUAGGCACGUAUGAGCAAAUAAGAACUUGUUCUUGUAUACAAUUUCAUAAAUUUCUGAAUAUAUAUAAUAUAAAACUUAAUUUAUGUGAUGUUAUAUAGAAUAUAUAAUAAUAAAAACAUAUUAUAUAUAAUAUAUAAUAUUAUAAUAUUUAUGAAUAUAAAAUUAAUAUUUGGGAUAAAAAAUAUAUACGAAAUAUCUUACAUAUAUUUAAUUCUCUAAUUCUGCAAUGAAAAUAGAAUAGCGUUUUUGCAAACGCAAUAAUAAACUUGACUGAAUUAUUAAAAAAAGGAAACAUGAAGAGAGAAAAUAAUUUCAAGUAUAUAUAAUAAACGAAAAAACAUUAUCACUUUAUAAAAAGUGAUAAGAAUUAAAAUGGAAAAUAAAGUAACCAGUAGCAAUACGUUGAGCCAACAUAAGAACACUUUGCAAUAGAGUUUAAGAAAUACGAUAAUAAUAGUUAUUAAUUCUAAAUGCAUUUCAAUGAGUAUUCUUCGAGUAAUUCGAAUAAUAACUUCAACUAACUUAUAAACAAAAAUUCAUUAAAAUAUUCUCAAUUAUCUUAAAAACCAUUAUGCCAUCCAAUAAUACAAUAUUUCAAAUGAAAUUACGAAAUGAUUUUGAUUGCAUAUAGGUUGUAGCUUAGGCACAAAAGAUUCGUAUUUAGAUGAAAAACCUAUGACAAGUAAUGUCCAAUGUUAUAGACACUUCUAAUGUAGGUAAAUUAUAGAAAAUUAUUAAAUGUUCUAUUAUCUAAAAAAUUUUUCUUUAUUGGUAAUUUGUUUCGUAUAUUUGUAG
Messenger RNA from Apis dorsata (giant honeybee), 5026 nucleotides. RefSeq names its product (E3-independent) E2 ubiquitin-conjugating enzyme UBE2O. Bases 219 to 4166 code for a protein of 1315 amino acids. The record is from RefSeq and is a predicted model, not a curated record. The transcript has 9 exons. Lineage: Eukaryota; Metazoa; Arthropoda; Insecta; Hymenoptera; Apidae.